UGCUUUUGACUUGGGCGCCUCACGCACGUUGGGUUCUUCGCCGCCAGAAUGGGUAAUAUCCCGCCUCUUCGAUAGCUUUGCGUCCGCUCGGUGGUGUGAGCAUGCUUUGCAGCAAUGCGGCAGCAGACGCCAUGUACGACGGCGUCGGGAUGAUGAAACGCAGCGACCUCAACGACAAAUGCAGUGAUCCGGCACAGCCGUCGGCACCGCCAUCAUGAUGCUCUCUCUCACUCUUCCACUUCUGAGCUCAACCGAGGUACUGGCUGCCUCGUUCAUUCGCAUCUUGUUCCAUUCCUAACGACUCACGAUCAUCGCAACCUAACGACCUCACCACCUUACUACACUAACACCGCUCACAAUGCGUGCAUCCACACUUAUCCCCGUUGUGCUCGUCGCUGCUUCCGCAGCUCCUGCGUUUGCCGCGCCCAUCCGUGGCGACUACGAUUCCUUGAUGGCCCGUGAGGAGUAUCCCGAGAUGUACGAACGCGAUUACCUCGAAGAUUACUACGUGCGCGACGAAGCCGCCGGAGCCGAGGCCCCCGAGGCCGGAGCGCCUGCAAGCGACGCCUCUGGCGCUGCCCCGGCCGCUGAGCCCGCGCCAGGAUCCUCCCCUUCCCCCACACCCUCGACGAACUCCAAAGAUGGCGGCGCGGACCCCGCCAAGACCCCGUCCGCGUCCGCGCCCGCUUCGACCUUGUCCGCGGCCGCCCCGGCGCACUCGCCCGGCGCUUCCAACUCAACUUCGACGUGGAAGCCGAAGCUGCACUUCACGGGGCUGAUGGGCGAGUUCAUGAACCUCUUCAACCGCGGCGUGGACGACGCUGCGGCUGUCGAGGAGCGCUCGGUCGACGAGGAGAGCAACUUGUUCGCACGCGACUUUGAGGAGGACCUCUACACGCGUGACUUUGAGGAGGAUCUUUACGCGCGCGACUUCGACGAGGACCUGUACGCUAGGGAGUACGAAGACGAGCUGCUCGCGCGUGAGUACGACGACGAGCUGUUCGCCCGCGAGUUCGACGACGAGUUCUGGGCGCGCGAGGACGAGCAACCCCACCCUCACCCUCACCACCACCACGCGCACCACCCGUCGCAGGCGAACGAGCCGACCGCGGCGGACCGCAAGGAGCUGGGCGUGUUUCCCCAGGGCAGCCCUGAAGCCCACCAGGAGGGCCACUCCUCCAGCGCGCAGCACCCGAUGCAGGGCGUGCACCCGAAGCGGGAGUUCAUCGACGAGCUGAGGGAGCGCAUGGAUUACUAUGACGAGCUUGACUGAUCUGCUAGUGCGUAACGUUGUGCAAGUGUAUGUAGGGCCGUUGCGCUGGCUUCACUGUUGUCGUGCAAGUUAAUGUGAACUUGAUGCGAUGCUUGCUCGCUGUGCUUGUUCUCAUUGGCGUUGGAGAGUGCAAAAUAUCAACGAGAUUGAGAA
Messenger RNA from Rhodofomes roseus, 1426 nucleotides. RefSeq lists its product as uncharacterized. Bases 359 to 1273 code for a protein of 304 amino acids. The record is from RefSeq and is a predicted model, not a curated record. NCBI's taxonomy places the organism in Eukaryota, Fungi, Basidiomycota, Agaricomycetes, Polyporales, Fomitopsidaceae. The transcript has 4 exons.